AACUGAGCUUUGCAGAGGAAUGAAUGCGUACUGCUGUAACAUGUUACUUAAUUCAUUUUCAGAUGUGGUAGGGAUGGAGGAGAGUGAAGAACUGAGUGAAGAUGAGGAGAAACAUCAUGUCAGAAGUGAAGAUACUCACUCAAAGGACAAAGACGUUUUUGUAACGGAAGGAGGAACAGCCAAAAGUUUCACCUGCACUGAGUGCGGAAACCGCUUUAACCGAAAAUAUGCUCUCGAGCUUCACAUGAGGAUCCACAGCGGAGAGAAACCGCACAAGUGUUCACACUGCGACAAGAGAUUCAAUCAGUUAGGACACCUGAAAACGCACGAGAGGACUCACACUGGAGAGAAACCCUACACGUGUGCUCAGUGUGGGAAGAGUUUCACUCAGUCAUCUUCCUGUAAUCAGCACAUGCUGAUCCACACCGGAGAGAAACCGCACCAAUGUGAUCAAUGCAGCAGAACGUUUUCCAGGCUUUCAGAGCUGAAGGAGCAUCUCCGAGUUCAUUCAAACGAGAAGCCUUAUGCAUGCUCUGAGUGCGGAAAGAGCUUUACAAGACAGUCGAGUUUAAAUGAACAUCAGAAGAUCCACACUGGUGUGAGAGAGCAUGUGUGCAUUGAGUGUGGGAAGGCUUUCAUUAAAUCCGCAGACUUGAAGCGGCACCAGAUGAUCCACACUGCUGAGAAACCGUACACGUGUGCUUUGUGUGGGAUGAGUUUUAAACAGUCGUCACACCUUAAUAAACACAUGCUAAACCACGUUGUUGAGAACCCUUACAAGUGUUCGCACUGCGACAAGAGAUUCAGCCAGUUAAGACUCAUGAAAACACAUGAGAGGGAGCAUCUUACAAACGAGAAGCCUCAUUCAUGUUCUGAGUGUGAGAAGAGCUUUACACUGCUGUCAAUUUUACAUGAACAUCGGAAGAUCCACACUGGUGUACGAAAGUUUGUGUGCGUUAAGUGUGAGAAGACUUUCAUUACAGCUCGAGACUUGAAGCGACACCAGAUGAUCCACACUGGAGAGAAACCGUUCACCUGUACUCAGUGCGGGAUUGGCUUUAAACAAUCAUCACACCUCAGCAAACACAUGCUCAUCCACACCGGAGAGAAGCCGCACAAAUGUGACCAAUGCGACAAAGCUUUUUCGAGAGCUUCUCAGCUGAAGGACCAUCUUAGAUAUCAUACACAGGAGAAGCCUUAUUCGUGUCCUGUGUGCGGGAAGAGUUUUGCACGUUUACAAGUUUUAAACGCCCAUCAGAAGAUCCACGCUGGUGUGAGAGCGCACGCAUGCUUCGAGUGCGAGAAGACUUUUGUUAGGGCUACAGACCUGAAGCAGCACCAGAUGAUCCACACUGGAGAGAGGCCGUUCGUGUGUUCACACUGCAACAAAACAUUCAGACAUUCGGGACAUCUGGUAGCGCACGAGAGGAUCCACACCGGAGAGAAGCCGUACUCGUGUGCUCAGUGUGGGAAGAGUUUCAGAGUUUCAUCGUCCCGCAAUGAACACAUGAUGCUCCACACUGGAGAGAAACCGCAUAAAUGUGAUCAGUGCGGCAAAACGUUUUUGAGGCCUGCAGAGCUGAGGAAACAUCUGACAGUUCAUGAAAAGGAGGAGCCGUAUUCAUGUUCUUUGUUAUGAUGGAGUGCACAUCAAUGAAAUUGACCUUCCUAAAAGUUAGUAUUCACUAAUUUAUUAGCAAGGCAUGAGUGCACGUUAAUUCACAAUUGACGCUUCAUUGCUGUUUGACAGGUUGUCCGCAAGGUCCGUGCCCCCCGGGUGCUCUCAGCCGUGUUUUCUGACAGGCUUCAUAAUAAAGAAGCAUUAAUAACUAACAUUAAAAAUGGUCCAAAUAUGCUCUUAUGAGUAACCGUACGUUCACACCGAAAGCGGCGAGAGCAUCCAAGGUCGCUCUGGCCGCCCUGGCGACAACGCUGUCUGC
This is a messenger RNA of Danio rerio (zebrafish), 1940 nucleotides long. The record is from RefSeq and is a predicted model, not a curated record. NCBI's taxonomy places the organism in Eukaryota, Metazoa, Chordata, Actinopteri, Cypriniformes, Danionidae.